AUGGAGCUCGAACAGAAAAGUUUCAAAACAAAUGAACGAAAAAACCAGAACUAUAAAACAAAAAUAGAAGAAAGGGAAGAAAUUAUGAAGGGGAAUGAUCCGAUUAAAAAGAGGGAAGUCGAACAGGAUAGGCUCAAAAGAAAUGAGAGGCAGAGAAAACGGCACCAUCGAAAUCCAUUGCGGAAUGCAAAGCUCAAACUUGAAGAAAAACAGCAAGAGGCUGAAGUCAUGGAAGAGGAUGAUCUGUUGUUGAGGACGACAGUCAGAUCGAGAAUGUUUCGGAAACAGAAGACCAACAAUCGCUUCCAGCAGAAGACAAAAGAAAGGCAACAGGCACAAACCCAAGUGGAAGAUGAAGAAGACAAUGUUGAAGAUGAAUCGGGGGAGAAAUGGGGAGGCUAUUGGCAAGAGGAUGAUGAUGAUGAAUAA
This is a messenger RNA of Botrytis porri, 429 nucleotides long. RefSeq lists its product as uncharacterized. The record is from RefSeq and is a predicted model, not a curated record. NCBI's taxonomy places the organism in Eukaryota, Fungi, Ascomycota, Leotiomycetes, Helotiales, Sclerotiniaceae. The transcript has a single exon. The coding region runs from base 1 to 429 and encodes 142 amino acids.